GUCGUGACGUCACAGCCCCGGAGCCCGGAACGCGGCCUUAGCAACCGGCCGGGCCCCACUCUCCCGCAGGCGCCCGCCGCCUCCUGCCUGCUCCACCUGCUUUGCGGGGGCUGGCCGGGCCCUGGGAAGGACCGAAGGGGGCCCAACCUGUAGCCCCCGAGGCCGCUGCAAGAGGAUCUCAGCAUGGAGGGCGGCCGGAGAGUUCGAGCAACGUCUGUCCUUCCCCGAUUUGGCCCAUCCUGCCUGUUUAAAGGACACUUGAGCACCAAAAGUAACGCUUUUUGCACUGACUCCUCCUCUCUCAGACUAAGUACUCUCCACCUGAUCGAGACCCACAUGGCUAUUCACUAUAAUAAAAUCCUUUCCGCCAAAGCUGCAGUAGACUGCUCAAUUCCAAUAAGCUUGACUACCAGCAUCAAAUAUGCAGAUCAACAACGAAGGGAGAAACUGAAAAAGGAAUUAGCGCAAUAUCAAAGGGAUUUCAAAUUGAGUAAAACUGCAGGGCAAGCCAAAUCUAAAAAUAAUUCUAGGUCAUUAUUUAAUGGUCUCGAAAAGCCCUCAGGGGAACCACAAGUUGAGGAUGAGAAGAUUGGAUUCAAUUUUAUGAAAGAACCACAAGUUGAGGAUGAGAAGAUUGGAUUUAAUUUUAUGAAAGAAGUGAAUAAAUUUUCAUCCUUCCCGAGGCCACUGGUAACUUCUUCAGAGAGUCUGUGCCUAAAUGUACCUAAAUCCAGUGAAGUCUUCAGUUCUGGUACCAAAAAGAGUGCCAGUUCCUCUCUGCCCAUCACGGAUUACAACGUCUCUGAGCCCAGAAAACCAUGUUCUAGAGUCAAAAAUGUCAGACGACCCAAGAGCACAUUCUCAAAUUCCCACCGUUUCCAGUUAGUUAUCUCAAAAGCGUCCAACGGUGACCUCCUAGAUAAACAUUCCGACCUCUUCUCCAGUACCCAGUUGCCAUUCACUCCCCGCACUUUAAAAUCAGAAGCGAAAUCAUUCCUGUCACAGUAUCGAUACUACACUCCUGCCAAAAGAAAGCAGAAUCUUGCAGAUCCGCAGACAGAAGCUGAGACCCAGGCUGAGCCAAACAGCCUUAAGUCUGAUUGUGAUGCAGCUGCAGCUGAAAACGUCGUAGACUCAGAAUUGACUCUACAGCAGGUAUCUAGUUGUCUGACAUAUAAAGAAAAAGAAAUAACCCAUCUGCCUUUGGAAAUACAUGGCUUAGCGUGGGACAGCAUUAAAAAUGACCCUCCUCAGUAUUCCUCAAGCACGAUAUGUCAGUAUUCCCUGAACUCUCCUGUAGGAAGAAAAAGUUUCACUGAUAAAGAAGAAUUAUUGUAUCUGAGUUUCAUUGAAAAUAUAACAGAGGACAUUUUGAAAGUUGGUUUAUUUUCAAACAGGUUCUUAGAACAACUGUUUGAGCGCCACAUAAAACAAAAUAAACAUCACUUGGAGGAGGACAAAAUGCGUCAGAUGCUGCAUAUCCUGAAGGUGGAUUUAGGCUGCAUAUCCAAGGAAAACUCAGUCACCCUAAAUGUUGGCAUGUCGAAUGUAUCGGAUUUUGAAACCGAUGGGAGUUCCAAACAAGAUGAUUCUAAAACUGAACAGGAUAUAGAAUUGCAGCUGGAACGCAAACAAUACCUAAAAGCUCUGGACAUGCUCCUGUCCCUGCCCAAGGAUGAGAAUGAGCUGUCUUCGUCGGGUGACUUUCACCUGCCCCCCCAUAAAUCCAAGUCUUCGGAAGAGGUCAUCGUCCAGCAGCUGAACGACGAACCCACGUGGGACCCUUUAAUGUUGGGCAAGAGAAGCACCGUGGUGUCGGACAGCCUGACGAACCAGGACACCUGUGUGAACGUCGUGGAGGUGGACAGCGACGCCGAGGAGGUGGAGCCGUCAAGUGAAUUGUGUUGCCUCGACACAGCCCUGCCCGGGCCCAAGGAGCUGUGCAGUGUCCAUGACGAUGACGAAAACCACGACCAGGAACUGUCUCUGAAAAUCAUAGAGAUCAGCACUCGAGUCGUGGAUGAGCACUGA
Molecule: messenger RNA, 2031 nt
Organism: Sorex araneus (European shrew)
Lineage: Eukaryota; Metazoa; Chordata; Mammalia; Eulipotyphla; Soricidae
Gene: SPATA7
Product: spermatogenesis associated 7
Exons: 12
Coding region: 184-2031 (615 amino acids)
Biological process (GO): protein localization to photoreceptor outer segment; protein localization to photoreceptor connecting cilium; photoreceptor cell maintenance
Cellular component (GO): ciliary basal body; axoneme; photoreceptor distal connecting cilium
Source: RefSeq, a predicted model, not a curated record